Messenger RNA from Juglans microcarpa x Juglans regia, 1426 nucleotides. Its product is annotated as 12-oxophytodienoate reductase 2-like. Bases 83 to 1168 code for a protein of 361 amino acids. NCBI's taxonomy places the organism in Eukaryota, Viridiplantae, Streptophyta, Magnoliopsida, Fagales, Juglandaceae. The record is from RefSeq and is a predicted model, not a curated record. Gene Ontology annotation, molecular function: oxidoreductase activity; FMN binding. The transcript has 5 exons.
GUCACGUUUUUUCUCAUCCCGCUUCAGCAAAGUCCAGAAUUGAAUUGCAAAGAAGAAAGCACACACGGCAUAAUCGUUACAAAUGGCAGCUGAAGCAAUCACAGCCAUGCCUCUUCUCACUCCUUAUCAAUUGGGAAAAUACCAUCUAUCCCAUAGAGUAGUUAUGGCACCAUUGACCAGACAGAGAUCUUAUGGCUAUGUUCCCCAGCCACAUGCUAUCAUAUACUAUUCUCAGAGAGCCUCCAAUGGUGGUCUUCUAAUAGCUGAAGCCACUGGAAUUUCCGACACUGCUCAAGGGUAUCCAGACACACCUGGCAUAUGGACAAAAGAGCAUGUUGAAGCAUGGAAACCCAUCGUAGAUGCCGUUCAUGCAAAAGGUGGAGUCUUCUUUUGUCAACUCUGGCAUGUGGGGAGAGUUUCAAAUGAAGAACUACAGCCAAAUGGACAAGCUCCAAUUUCUUCCUCAGACAAAGCUUUGACCAUUAUACCAACUCCAGAAACCGUAUUUGGUCUUUCCCAUUACUCUCGUCCUAGGAGGCUAAAGACAGAAGAAAUUCCUCAAAUUGUUAACGAUUUUAGGCUUGCAGCAAGGAACGCUAUUGAAGCUGGUUUUGAUGGAGUUGAGAUCCAUGGAGGUUAUGGUUACAUUCUGGAGCAAUUUAUGAAAGAUCAAGUCAAUGAUCGAACAGAUCAAUAUGGUGGAUCACUUGAAAAUCGUUGCCGACUUACUCUGGAAGUAGUUGAAGCUAUUGCUAAGGAGAUAGGACCAGAGAAGGUUGGAAUAAGGCUUACUCCUUUUGCUCAAAAUAUGGAAUGUGCAGACUCAAAUCCACAAGCAUUGGGCCAAUAUUUGGCUGAGUCCUUGAACAAAUAUAACAUUCUUUAUUUGCACAUGGUCGAGUCAUUUACUGGUGAAGGCAGUCUUGUGCCACUGAGAAAGGCUUUUAAGGGCACUUUUCUUGUUAACGGAGGUUAUGACAAAGAAACAGGGAAUAAGGCAAUCGCAGAAAAUCGUGCAGAUCUUGUUGUUUAUGGGCGUUCGUUUUUAGCCAAUCCAGAUUUGCCUAAGCGAUUUGCGCUCAAUUCUCCUCUCAACGAUUACGACAGAAAGACAUUCUACAUUCCUGAUCCAGUGCUUGGCUAUACCGAUUAUCCUUCUCUUGAAUGAACACGUGGGGAGUUGGAAUUUAGAUUUUCUAAAAAUAAUAUCCCUUUCAGGAAUCCAAUCAUGCUUUUUUAAUUUCUUAGUUGUAUUUUUAUUUCAUCUUGUACUCUUGUGCCAGUGCGUUUUGAGAACAUGAUAUUCCUAAAGCUAGCCUUAGUAUUUUCAAGGCGCAGAGGUUGUGCGCAUCUUGUUGUAAUGUUGGCAUGCAUAUAUGCAUGCCGGACUAGUAAUAAUUUGAAUUAAUGCAGUGUGGUUUUUUUU